This is a messenger RNA of Aspergillus welwitschiae, 1233 nucleotides long. RefSeq lists its product as uncharacterized. Gene Ontology annotation, cellular component: Golgi membrane. Gene Ontology annotation, molecular function: glycosyltransferase activity. NCBI's taxonomy places the organism in Eukaryota, Fungi, Ascomycota, Eurotiomycetes, Eurotiales, Aspergillaceae. Bases 1 to 1233 code for a protein of 410 amino acids. The transcript has 3 exons. The record is from RefSeq and is a predicted model, not a curated record. Gene Ontology annotation, biological process: GPI anchor biosynthetic process.
AUGGUUCUUCCAAGGAGGUUCUCUAGACCUUGUACCCUUAUUCUAUCCAACUCGCAUACAUGUUAUCUAGUGCUUGUCUUCGUGUUCCUCUACGGACUUGCGAUAAAUCUAGCUCGCCUAACAUGUUGGCGUGAUCCAACAUCGGCCUUCUUCGCCGAGGACCAAGCGUACAAGCCUAUGUACUCAGUCCUCCGUACAGAGCAAGCGAAUGCACUCGUUCAGCACGCCAAUAGCAAUACCCCUCCCAUUCAGUUUCAAACUAAGGCAUCCACUCACCCAAAGGUGUGUGUAGGUAUUGCCUCCGUGGCACGGAAGGGUGCAGAUUAUCUGCAGGGCGCGGUCGGGUCAGUGCUAGAGGGCCUUACUGCGGCAGAAAGGGAAGAACUAUACCUCAUCAUCUUGAUCGCACACUCAAAUCCAGCGGAGCAUCCAGCAUAUGUGGAGCCGUGGCUUCAAACCCUUGCCGAUAAGGUGCUUGUCUACGAUCCGGAUUUGGUGGAUAUAGAGUAUAUCCGGACUUUGGAGACGCCAGAAGCGAAGAGGUUUGCCCGCGAAAAGGGCCUCUUGGACUAUACCUAUCUUCUCAAAACAUGCGGGUCUCUAAAUACCUCAUACACCGUUAUGCUUGAGGAUGAUGCUAUUGCUCUGGAUGGCUGGUAUCAUCGUACUAAACAUGCACUAGAUGUUGCUGAGCGGAAGUCAGAGGCGGAAGGGGUUGAGCAGUGGCUAUACCUUCGACUCUUCUACACUGAGAUAUUCCUGGGAUGGAACUCGGAAGAGUGGCCCAUCUACCUGUUCUUUUCUCUCCUUGCUGUAUCUGUGGUCACGGCCAUAACAGCAGUUAUACGGUACCUUUGUCCAGCUACGGCUAGAUACCUUUCGAACGAGACAAUUGCCCUUCUCUCCUUUGGGGUUACUCCCCUUCUGAUCGUCCUCUUUUUUGCUGCCGGACGGAACACCAUGCUUCCUAUACAUGAGGGUGUCCACGCGAUGCCCAAAUUCGGCUGCUGCUCUCAGGGCUUCGUUUUCCCACAAGACCGCAUCGACGAUUUAGUGUCUUGGUACGAAACUCAAAAGGUUGGGUACGUCGACAUGCUCACAGAGAAGUAUGCCAAUCAAAACAAGGAGGAGCUCGAAGACAAACUUGCUGAAAGAAUCUGGAAUUUCAGGUUUGAGGAGAAUGAUCCCGGAGAAUUACGUCUAGAGCAUAGGCUGCAAGAUGAAGGAGUGUAA